GCAGAACUUGAAGCCAGAGAAGCCUGUGCCUGGCUGCGGGCCGCCGGCUUUCCCCAGUAUGCCCAGCUGUUUGAAGAAUCUGGCACUUCUGAUGGAGCAUCUCCAAAUUCUGCAGUAUCUUCAUGCGAACCUAUAGAAAGCGUGCAGCACGGUGCAUGUUCUUGCAGGAGUGACACCUUAUUGAGGCUGGAGUGGCCUCAGGAGAAUUCUGCACUGGAACAGAGCUUUUCUGGUUGAGAUAUGCAGUUUCCUAUUGACAUAAGGACUGUGAGGAAAGACCAUGAAUUUUUAGAUGGAGAUGCAAUCGAAUCACUGUUCAGACGGCUGAACACGUUGAAUAAGUGUGCAUUGAUGGAAGUGGAAAUAAACUGUCAGAGGAACCAGAGCGACGACUCCGAUGACGAUGAACCUUGUGCAAUAAGUAAUAAAUGGGCGUAUGAGCGGUGCAGCCAGAAGUGGUUUCGCCUUGAGAGCCUAGAAGGUUCCACAGAAGGUGCUGGUGCAUCCCUCCCAGGCAGCCCAAUGCUGAAGAGCACUGGUAAUGAAAACAGAGUCCUUUUGGACCAUGGUGACAAACACGAUACGUCAUCAAUUCAUAGCACUAGCAGCGGUGACAGUGAUGCCGUUAGCUCCCCAAAGUCUUUUGAAGACAUGGAAGCCAGCCCGAGUUCUUCCAGUAAAGUUGCUUCACUGGAAUCUGCCUUUAAUUGCUCACUUCCCCCCAGUUUAAAUGCCACCAAUGAGAAGAAGCUUUGGGAUAAGUCACCGUACAAAAAGAGGAAGAGCCUUCUAAAGAAAAUGGAGAAGUUGCACUUACGGAGCAGCAACUUAAGGAGUGGUCAGUCAAAGGCCAAACCCAUCAUAAGUGAACCUUUCCUUCUGGAAGGACUUAAUGAGGAGAAGAUGAAGAUGCUUAACUGUGUAAAUAUCGCUGACCUCCCUGGCAUCCAAACAAAGAACAAUUCUUCCUGUUCUCCUCCUAGCUGCAUAAGAAACAAUAAGUUUGAAAGCAGAACGGUGAGCACUGCCCGUCCUCUUAAAAAACCAGAAAGCUGCUGUGAAAGAAAGGGGAGGUGUGCUGAGGACUUGGGCAAAUGCCUGCUGUGGAGUGAUGCACCUCAGGGAAACCUAAACAAUGAAGUAGAGUUGCAAACAAAUCAGAUGUUUCAAGUACCACACGGCCACAAACCUGGCACUUUCCCCAAAGCCCUCAUGAAAAGUCCUGUGUCUCCAGGAGAUGACUCUCCUGUCAGCUGGAGAACUGGCUGUGGAGGGAGCUGGAGCAGAAGCAAGACCAAGGACUCCAAAGCCCCUAGCAGCCCCAUCUCACGCGCAGAUAACAGGCUGAGUGUGUAUGACAACAUGCCUAAUGUUGAAUUUGAUAAGCUGGAAGCAGCAGAAGUUGGAGAUGAUGAUGUUUUUUCAGAACUGAACAGUGUUAUAGAAGAUGUCAAGGGUCUCAGAAAGCUGGUUGAUCAGUGGACAGAGAAGUUCUCAGAUGAUGGAUAUUUGGACUUACCCAGUGACUUAACGUCUCUGUAUCCAUCCUCACCUAAAGAAAUCUCUCUUGACACAGAGCACUCGGAAAUUAAGAGAGCAGCUGUGCUGUCCUCUGAGGGAGAGGACAGCUGUGAGCUGGGCAAGGAGCUCAGCUCUACAGACCUGGUGUUCAUAACAGACCCUACAAAGACCAACAGGCACAGGAAGCAAUGUGGGUCUGUGGAAGACAGCAGGAUCGUGGAAGGCUUUUCCACACGGGCUGACAGUCCAUCGGCCACCCAGCUGGCCCGGGCACAGAAGCUGGCACUGCUGAAACUCACUGCUGUCAUGGACAGAUACUCCCCUUCCAGUAAGCAGGGCUGGAACUGGACUAUACCAAAGUCAAAAAAAAUAAACACCUCUGACUACAAGGACAAAAAUGUCUUUGGGGUCCCCUUGCUGCUGAACGUUCAGCGAACAAACCACCCGCUGCCUAUCGGCAUCCUGCAGGCACUGGAUUAUUUAAGAAGCCACUUCCUUGACCAGGUUGGCCUGUUCCGCAAAUCUGGUGUUAGAUCCAGGAUCCUGUCCUUAAGAGAAAUGAAUGAAACCAGGUCCAACAAUGUGUGCUACGAAGGGCAGUCAGCCUUUGAUGUGGCAGAUAUGGUGAAGCAGUAUUUCCGAGACCUUCCGGAGCCCAUAUUUACCAGCAGGCUCUGUGAAUCCUUCCUCCACAUCUACCAAUAUGUGCCGAAGGACCAGCAACUGCAGGCUGUCCAGGCUGCCAUUCUCCUUCUGCCUAAGGAGAACCGGGAAGCCUUGAAAAUUCUCCUCUUCUUCCUACGAGAUGUGGUCGCGUGUGUUGAGGAAAACCAAAUGACCCCAACCAACAUUGCUGUCUGUCUCGCCCCAUCGCUGUUUCACCUCAACACCCUCAGACGGGACAGUUCCUCCUCCUCCACUCGAUCAAGCCAGAGGAAAUGCAGCCUGGGGAAGCCGGACCAGAAGGAGCUGAGCGACAACCUGGCAGCCACGCAGGGCUUGGCCCACAUGAUAACAGAAUGCAACAGGCUCUUCCAGGAUAAAGAGUACAGCCAUGGGGAUUCAGUUCCUGUGACCAGAAAUGCUCUUAGCUGUGCCCACAUCACCUGUUGUCUGCCUCUGGACCUGGAUACGAUCGCCAGCGCUUGUUCUCAUGGGAGACUUCAACUUCCCUGAUGUAUGUUGGAAACAUAACACAGCACAGAGGAAGCAGUCCAGGAGGUUUCUAGACUGUGUGGUUAAGCAGCUGGUAGGAGAGCCUACUAGGCGUGGUGUCCUGCUGGACCUGGUCUUUGCUAACAGAGAAGAACUGGUGGGAGAAGUGAAGGUUGGGGACCAUCUUGGGCAGAGUGACCACAGAAUUGUAGAAUUCUCCGUUCUUGGAGUCGUCAAAAGAGUGACCAGCAAAACUACUUCCUUGAACUUUCAAAGGGUGGACUUUGAUCUGUUCAGGGUGCUUGUAGCAUGGGUCCCUUGGGAGUCGCUUCUCAAGGGUGAAGGGGUCCAGGAAGCCUUGGACGCUCCUCGAGAUGGAAAUCUUAAGGCACAAGAACAGGCUGUUCCCCUGAGUGCCGUAAGGCGAGCUGUAGGGGAAGACAACUGGUGUGGAUAAGCCGGGAAUUACUGUUGAGACUCAGGGAGAAUAGGAGUGUCUAUGUCUUCUUGCAGAAGGGACAGGCUACUUGGGGAGAUUACAAGGGAGUAGCUAAGGUAUGCAGGGAGAAGGUUAGGAAGGCAAAAGCCCAACUUCAACUCACAUUGGCCACUGCCGUAAAAGACAAUAAAAAAUCCUUUUGUAAGUAUAUCAAAGGCAAAAGAAGAACCAAGGAUAAUUUUCAUCCUAUACUUGAUGCAGCAGGGAAUGCGGCCACGGAAGACAAAGAGAAGGCUGAUGUCCUCAAUGCCUUUAAUAGCCAGACCAGUUAUCCUCUGACAUUUUACGCCCUGAUCUGGCAGUCUGGGAUGCUACUCAUAAUAUGCCCCCAGUAGUUCAGGUAGAGACAGAGAGCUUCUCCUCCAUCUGGACUGUCACAAGUCCAUGGGACCGGAUAGGCUGCACCCUUGGGGGCUGAGGGAGCUGGGGGGGUGAUGGCCGAGCUGCUCUCAGCCAUCAAUCUGCGCUGGCUAACUGGAGAGGGCCCAGAGGAUUGGAGGCUUGCUGAUGUGACUCCCAUCUUCAAGAAGGGCUAUAAGGAGGAUCUGAGGAGCUAUAUGCCUGUGAGCCUGACCUUGGUACCAGGGGAAGUAAUGGAGCAAAUCAUCUCAGGUGAGAUUGCACGGCAGGUGCGCUGUGUCUGGGGAAUCAGGCCCAGCCAGGGUUAGUGAAAGGCAGGCUGUGCCUGACCAACCUCAUCUCCUUCUAUGACUGGGUGACCAGCCUGGUAGAUGAAGGAAGGGCUGUUGGUGCAGUCUACCUGGGCUUCAGCAAAGCCGUUGACAGGGUUUCUCACAGGCUUCUUCUGGGGAAACGGGCUGCCUGUGGGCUGGACUGGACAGGUCCUUUGGGUAAGGAACUGGCUGAGGGCUGUUCCCAGCACAUCGUGGUGAAUGGAGUGAAGUCCAGCUGGUGACCCGUGUCAAGUGGUGUCCCCCAGGGCUCGGCACUGGAGC
Centrocercus urophasianus (Greater sage-grouse) is the source of this 4131-nucleotide messenger RNA. Its product is annotated as rho GTPase-activating protein 7-like. Gene Ontology annotation, molecular function: protein binding; GTPase activator activity. The transcript has 11 exons. Gene Ontology annotation, biological process: signal transduction; actin cytoskeleton organization; regulation of Rho protein signal transduction. The coding region runs from base 241 to 2697 and encodes 818 amino acids. The record is from RefSeq and is a predicted model, not a curated record. NCBI's taxonomy places the organism in Eukaryota, Metazoa, Chordata, Aves, Galliformes, Phasianidae.